This is a messenger RNA of Hyaloscypha bicolor E, 1974 nucleotides long. Its product is annotated as kinase-like protein. Gene Ontology annotation, biological process: peptidyl-serine phosphorylation; protein autophosphorylation; autophagy. The coding region runs from base 1 to 1974 and encodes 657 amino acids. Gene Ontology annotation, molecular function: ATP binding; protein serine/threonine kinase activity. Gene Ontology annotation, cellular component: autophagosome; cytoplasm. The transcript has 3 exons. The record is from RefSeq and is a predicted model, not a curated record. Lineage: Eukaryota; Fungi; Ascomycota; Leotiomycetes; Helotiales; Hyaloscyphaceae.
AUGGCCAUGCCUGCAGCUCCUCCUGCGGGCAUGUCGCUCCCUUUGGAAACUAAGCUUUCGGACAUCAAAUCACCGCCCAUUACGACUUCCUACAGAUUCGGACAUAAUAGCGAUCGCGAUGCUUCUCCCACCGCACCGACGAUACUUGCUAAGCUAGACGUCCCGGGGAAUUGGUCCGGCAAAGGCCAACACAUCGAGUUCGCGCGGGGCGAAGCUAUACCAUUAGAACAAGGAGAAUUCUUGGGUCGAGGAUCUUUCGCAGAUGUGUAUGAGGUGACGUGCCAAGGGAUAUCAGUAGCACGAAAGCAGAUCUAUUGCACCCGGCACAUGAAGAUCGAGGACCUCAAGCGAGAGCUCGAUAUUCUGAAGAAACUUAGUCACAAGCACGUGGUGACCCUGCUCGGCUCAUACACGCAGAAUAAGAUUUUAGGAUUGCUCUUGUAUCCUGUCGCUGCCUGCGAUCUGGGCGUAUUCUUAGAUGAGCUCGACGAAGAGCAGAGAUCGGGAGCUACAAAAUUGGGAGAAGGUCUGUCGAAAUUGGCGGAUCGUCUUGGCCUGCCUGAGAGCUUGUCUUGUAUGAGAGAACGCCUCAAUAAGGUUUACGGAUGUCUCGCCAAUGCUAUCCAAUAUCUUCACGAUCAAAACGUUCGGCACAAGGACAUUAAGCCGCGGAACAUUCUCCUUCAUAGGAACGACGGUUUGUAUAUCACGGACUUUGGACUCAGUCGGGACAUGACAGAUUUGUCUAGCAGCGUUACGAAUGGGAUUGACAUUGGCACUUAUAAGUAUUGUGCCCCUGAGGUCGCGCUAUACGAGCCACGGGGACGGGCGGCAGACAUAUACUCACUUGGCUGUGUGUUCUUAGAAAUUAGUACCGUGCAUCGUCGACUUUCUUUGGCUGCAUUCGAGGACUUCAGGACAGAGGAUGAAGACCGCUCGUACCAGAAUAACCCUCAGAAGUUGCUAGAGUGGAUGUCGAAACUCCGUCAGAUUAAGACCGAUAACCCCGAAAGUGGAACAAUCUUUGAUAUAGUUGAUAUUAUCGAAAAGAUGGUUUCUCCAGUGCCAAACGAUCGCCCGGCAAUCGAGACUAUAUGUUCGAGCUUGUACCUACUUGGUGGCUUGGUGUAUUUUGGCAAAUGCUGUAUAGCAUCGCGGUACCAGACUCUGAUAGACAUGAACAAUGAACUGAAGCAGCAAGCAAGACAGUUGCAGAUACGGCAUGAACAGUUGGAGUUCCUCUAUGUUGAACGUACGCAGGAGCAUGACGCGGAAAAGGCAGCGAUGUCAAAGGUCCACGGUGAACAGGUGGCCAAGUUGGUACGAUUUCACAACGAAGAGCGUGCUGCCCGCUCGACAAAGUUUCCCGGAACUAUCAGCGACCAACGGGCUGAAAGAGUACGCGUCCGCAAAUCCAGAAGUGCCAACUCAUAUGAUGAAGAUGUGGGUUAUAGCGAUUCAUAUGGCGGUGAUUCCUCUAGUAGCGAACGUGUAACUGUUCGCACACACCGACGCGAGCGAUCUAUUGAAAGAAACACCCCAUAUAUUUCGCACCGAGAAAAUAGAUACCCCCAUAUGCCACAUCGAUCGCGAUCUCGUGAGAGAGACAUAGAAUCCCUUCCUGUACGGCGCAUGCGAUCACGAUCACGAUCUCGUGAAAAAGUCAGGACACCCCUUGUCGCACGGCGCGAGCGAUCACCAUCACCGCCUCGCGAAAGAGGUAGAGUACGUCCCCUGUGGCGGCACGAGCGAUCUCUGGAGAGAAACCCUGUUAGAGAGCCCGCAAAUGUGGUUGAGCGGAAGGUUCAGGCUACUGUUAAAAGAAAGAAGGACAAACCCGAACCCAUUGGAUCUUUUGGCACGACGAAGAAGAAGGAGGAUAAACCCUCCAAUGGCUUUGCUCUUUGGGGCAGCUCUUGGAAGUCGAGCAGUAAAACUAAGAAUCGAGAACCCACGACCUCGCGAGAAACCUGA